This is a messenger RNA of Caenorhabditis sp. 36 PRJEB53466, 4534 nucleotides long. The record is from the annotation of a GenBank genome assembly. Lineage: Eukaryota; Metazoa; Nematoda; Chromadorea; Rhabditida; Rhabditidae.
AUGGCUUACAACUACAAUCCAAAAAACUCUUACCCGUACCCACAACCAGCAGUCGGAUUGUAUGGAGUCGGAGUCGGAGCUGGAGUCGGAUACGUCGCACCACCAAUUGUGUCAGUGCAAGCAGUUGCACCCGUUCCAAUGGUCACUCGAUGGUCCCGCAACCAUACAGUGCCCCACAACCGUUUGUCGUUUACAAGGAACCGUAUUACCAUCACCAUCACCAUUGCUAAUUGUGACGUGUUUCUAAAUGAUUUUGUUUCUGUUGAAAUGUGUACCUACAGCACGAAGAAGUUCAAUAGUCCACUCCAGUUUGUAGUUUACUUGCGGAGCAGAAAGUGAUAAAUACAAACAACCAUCACUCUCCCCGUCUCUUCGAACUUAUCAGCGUCAUUGUGCGGAAAAUGUCAUUAGAUCAUAAGGCCAACUUUUCUCUACUAAUAUAAACAACUCCGGUGACCAGUUUCUCCAUCCACUCAAUUUCGGCCUACUUUCCUUAUUUGAGUUCCUAUUAUCUUUUUCAAACUUUUGAAUUUUCCGAAUAAUGUCGCACCACGGACAUAACGGACAUCACGACUUCAACCAUCAUGGACAACACAAGGGAUAAUCGUGUGGGAGCGGAAUGACAGCCUGAAAGAUAUUAUUUUUGAACAAACGGUUUGGGCAGUGGAUACGGAACAACAUUAAUGUUUCACUUACAAGAAAAGGAGUGAUGCUCCGCUUUGUGUUGCUCUAUGUUGAAUGCUUGCAUUCGAAAUCGGUUAUUAAAUUAUUGAAUUAUUGAAGAACCAGGGAGUUGUCUGUCUGAAUUUUCGUUUACUGACACUUUUGCUGCACGAAUUCUGGCUUUUAGAAAUGCAUAUGAACCCAACAGCGCGCAAUCAACGUUUUGGCAAUGACCUGGGAUAUUUCUCGGCCAUGUAAUCUUCAGUAGUUUCCUUGCUCCUGGAGAAGUACGUUGAACGACAACUCGAAGUCCUCUAACAGAAACACGGCCUAUUCAUAAAUGUUGCAAGACCCGUUCUAGUAUCCAACUAACAUGGCCCGCAAAACUUCGUCGGGAUGUCGCUACUUGGAAAGAUGGGUAGGAUGGAAAAAUGAAGGGAGAGCUUACUAGGAGGAUUCGGAACGGUUGGGCGCCAUUCCACUCAGAUAAGCCUCUCUUUGACAUCAUGGACAUUAGAAACAAGAUACUUCUUCUAAAGCGAAUGUUUUCACACCGGAAUAUCUGGCUAGAAACUCGACUGCAGCAGGUUCCUCCUUUAGAAGAAACUCAGAUGGGCUUGCCACGUGGCACGAAAAAGAAACCUGGUUCCGAAGAUCACGUGGCCUUCCUACACCGCGAUAGUUCGAAAUGGAUUGACUUUGUCCGCAGCAUGCGAGAACAAUCACACUGCUCGAAGAAACGGACCUCAAUUAACCGAGUAAGCAUUUUUUGAAGUUUUAUUCCUCUCUUAGCUUUCGAAUUUCAUUAAAUGUAAUUAAUAGUACAUAAAAUUUCAUUUCCCAGAAACCGCAUUGAAUGUUCACAGCGACGCAAUACUGCAUACAACGUACUACCACAAAUAAUUGGUUUAUUUAAUAUUUUCAAUGAUUUGUCCAAUAUACUUUUCAGCAAAUGCAUAACAUUCAUCCAUCCUCCAUUGUUGUGCAUUUCCAAUUGUGGAAUGAAUCAAUAGCGUGUGCCACGUGGGGGAAACUGCAAGGUCUCUUAUGCUGACGUGUGUUAGAGCGAGAGAGGCCAGGACGGGAGUGACGCAGACACGGCCUCAGCACAAACAGACAUUCGGCCGAUGUCCCCUUUCCCGUUGGUUAUCGACCGUUUCCGCUUUUAUUCCGCCUAUUCUCAUAGUAAAAUUCUGAAAUUACUAUUAAAAAACGAAAGAGACAUGUCGCCUGGACGAGUGUACCUGUCACCUAAAAUAGUUUAAAUGAGAAACACGAAACUAGUUCACUUGACCCACUUUUAAAGCAAUUUGUCGCUUCUAACAUUCCCUUCUCGUUUCAAUUUCCAAUGAACUUGUACUUGUUUUCAGAUAAUUAACCCGAACACGAUGACCUUAUAUCAACACGUGUUUCUCCUAUGCUCCGGGAUUGGUGAGUUAUUGUAAUCAGAAUAUUCACAUCAAUCGAUAUUUGUAGCGACCGCGCUCGCAGGGACUGCUGAGGAGGUUGCCAAGCACUUGGAGUUGGGAAGUCAGUUCCUUGCCAGAGUAAGCGCUCAAAAAACCCUAGAAAUCUGGUAAAAUAACGGAUUUUUCUUCAGGCGCAGUUCGCUGAUGCUCUCUCGCAAUACCACGCAGCGAUCGAGCUCGACCCGAGGAGUUACCAGGCAAUUUACCGACGGGCAACCACCUACUUGGCCAUGGGACGCGGAAAAGCUGCUAUUGCCGAUCUGGAAAGAGUUCUGGAGUUGAAACCCGACUUCUACGGAGUGAGAAUCGGUUUUCAAUGUGAAAUGAGACAAAUUUGCGGUUAUUUCAGGCCAGACUUCAACGAGCCAACAUUCUCCUCAAACAGGGUGAUCUUGAAGCCGCUGAAAACGAUUACAACAGUGUGGUGAGCAAAAGCAAAUACCGAAGAAGGGAGGAAAUUACCCUAACCAUGAUUCCAGCUCAACCAUGACACAUCAAACACGGAGGUGCAAGAGAAAACAGCGCUCAUCGAGCAACACCGACAGUACCGCCAUCAGAUCAAAGCUUCCUUUGCGAGCGGGGAUUGCUCGAUCGUUGAGGAGUACAUCAACCAUAUCAUUGAAAUCCAAGUCUGGGACGCGACCUUGUACAGAAUGCGCGCUAAAUGCUUGGAGGAGCGAGGAGAGCUCAAAAAGGCCAUCCACGACAUGAGAAUAGUGUCCAAACUGAGCACGGACAGCACUGACACGAUGUUCGAUACUUCCAAGUUGCUCUACACUGUCGGAGAACUCGACGAGUCACUAAAGUAAGCACUUGGUCUCAAAAAGACGUCCAUUGAAUUCUACCUUUCAGCGUUAUCCGCGAGUGUCUCAAGUUAAACCCAGAUCACAAGAACUGCUAUCCAUUCUACAAGAAGCUUCGAAAAGUGGUAAAAUCGCUCGGUACUAAAUUUCCACCCGAUAUUUAGUGUGCUUCAACUUUUUUUCUGUUCAGAAACGAUGAAGAAGAAGGUUGCCAACAGUGACUGGAUGGCCUGUCUAGAGGAGGGACAGAAGACCCUCAAAUUCGACCCGACGCCGUCAGUGCAACUUAAUGUGUUCCGGAUCACGAACAGAUGCCAGAGAGAAGCCGGUCAUGUGGAUCAGGCAAUUUCUGAGUGCAACGAGAUCCUCAAGGACGACCCUUCAGACGCCGAUAUUCUAUGCGAGAGAGCCGAGGCUUAUCUCGUGGAAGAAGACUAUGAUUCUGGUAAAUUAAAAGAUCCCAGCGUUCCAGGAGUUAAAUAAUCCACAUUUCCAGCUAUUGAGGAUUACCAAAAAGCUACUGAAGUCAACCCAGAGCACCGAGAGGCUAAGGAAGGUCUGGAGCACGCGAAACGACUGAAGACCCAGGCUGGAAAGCGUGACUACUACAAGAUUCUCGGAGUGAAGAGGAACGCUAACAAACGGGAGGUCAUCAAGGCUUAUCGCAAACUCGCACAGAAAUGGCAUCCGGAUAACUUCUCGGAUGAGGAGGAGAAGAAGAAGGCUGAGAAGAAGUUUAUCGACAUCGCCUCUGCAAAAGAAGUGCUUACCGAUGAAGGUGAGUAAAAUUGAAUGCAUCGCUGAGCAAUUGGCCGAAAGGGCUUUUCGAUUGUCAGCCUCGGUCUCGACUCUUGAACCACUUGCAAUAUUCCAAUCGGACCCAAAAUCUGUUGGCUUUUUGGACAAAAUCGGAUUAUUUAAUCUCGAGAUACAGUGGCUAAGGGGCGAUUUUGGCCAAAAUUGACUCUUGAUCCAUUUAUCUCGGGACCAGAUAAUCCAAUCUGUCUGAUACUUGUACCCAAUUUACUUCUAUCCAAGUCCAAAAAUCCAGCAGAGGUUGGGUCCGAUAGGAUCAAUGCAAGUGGUUCAAAAGUCCAGGCCAGGUUGCCCACUCUUGGAAACGGGAACUCUGAUCGGUUGAUGACAAGCAAGAAUAUCUACCUGAGAAGGAAACGGUAUCAGAUCAGUACGGAGAUUUUUGGAUGGCGUGGUUGUAUCAUUGCGAUCAACGUGAUCUGAUCAGAGGUCAGAGGCUAGAAUGAAAAAUUGACCGCCACAGAGAACAAAAUCGGAUCAAAUUGAGACGAUUUUCAUUAAGUUUCACAGAUAAAUCACAUGCGCGAAACCAUGUUUUGUGACUGAAACUGAAUUUGUUUUGUUGCAGAGAAACGCCGUCAGUUUGAUCAAGGAAUUGACCCGUUGGACCCCGAGGCUCAGAGACAAGGAGGUCAUCACGGAGGGUAAGGAACAUUGGGCGAAUAGGAGCAAACUAAAACAAGCUUCAGAUUCGGACAAGGUUUCCCUCACGGAUUCCACCACUACCAGGGUGGACACGGUGGACACGGUGGCGACUACUCGUUCAAAUUCAACUGGGGAUAA